CUCAUUCACUCACUGUCCGUGUCGAGGACAACAACUCACUACCUCUGCCCGUGAUUCUGAAUCCCUGAACUACAAAUAAUCAUUUCAGCACCAUGACCAGAGAUCAUUUCAUUCUAUGUGUAUUCAGAUGACACGAAUUGAACUUUUCGCUGCUAUACUGAUGAGGCGAAACUGUAGAUAGAUAUAACAGGUGAACUAUUAUAUAAUAUAUCAAAUGUGUAUGAUAUGACCACAUUAUGACGACUUAUGAUGAGGAAUAAGAAAAAUAGCUGUUGGACAGCUAUACAGAGGGAUCAUGUUUAAUCUGUUUAUUGAGUGUCUAAUAUGUAGAAUAACUCCUGUAAACUUUAAAUUUAAUUUAUAAUCUUAGUUCUACUUGCAUUGACUCUAAGAAGCCAAAAUGACUUCAUCAUAUAAUGAUGAGACCAGGAGUGAUAUAUCAGAAUCCCUGGAAGUCUGUGACUUCGAGGGACAAUAUGGAGAUCCAGGUGGUUACUACAAAUCCAAAAGCCUGCCCGUUCUUAACGGAGACUGUUCUUCCGUUAAUGAGUCGUUGGAACCGAGGCUGGUCAGUACGACGCAGACUUUAGUAAAUACCGACCAGCGCUUGCCUUUCAAUGAGCUGCAACAGAAAGGAGACUCAAGUGAACUGGAUUCACCCACCAGGACAGAUUUCUCCCCUUCCAUGUCCAGUAUGGUGGGUCUUAGCAGCUCUAUGAGAACUGAAUCCAACCGAGCAGGUGGCAAAAAAAUAGGCUUUUCAUUGGCAAGAUUCAUCCGCUUUCCUGUGAGGAAGUACAUGAGGGUGAUUCUGUCAGACUCUAGGUGUUUUCUGUUCUGUAUGUGUUACCUGACGUUCAUCCAGUCUUUGAUGGUCUCAGGCUACCUUAGCAGUGUCAUCACCACUAUAGAGAAGAGAUACAGCCUUAGAAGUUCAGAAUCAGGACUGUUGGUUAGCUGCUUUGACAUUGGAAGUCUUCUGGUGGUGGUCUUCAUCAGUUAUUUCGGGGGUAGAGGCCAGAGGCCACGCUGGUUGGCAGUAGGAGGGGUGUUCAUCGCUGUGGGAGCAGCUCUGUUCUCCCUUCCGCAUUUCAUCUCUCCACCCUAUCAAAUCCAAGAGGUCAAUUCAUCCACGGGGAACAAAGGCCUGUGCUCGAAUGGGAAUGGGAGCAGAAGGGACGCUCUGGAUGUGUCGUCCUGUCCAAGGGACCAAGAGGGCAACGAUCACUCCAUCUAUGUUGCCCUGUUCAUCUGUGCCCAGGUCCUGGUGGGCAUGGGAUCCACUCCUAUCUACACACUGGGACCAACGUACCUGGAUGAUAACGUGAAGAAGGAGAACGCUUCUCUCUACCUUGCUAUUAUGUAUGUGAUGGGGGCUCUGGGGCCAGCUGCGGGGUACCUGCUUGGAGGCGUUCUGAUCGGCUUCUACGUGGAUCCCAAAACCAUCAUCAACAUUGAGCAAAGUGAUCCACGCUUUGUUGGCAACUGGUGGAGUGGUUUCCUGCUCUGUGCUUUCGCCAUGCUGUUGGUCAUUUUCCCCAUGUUCACUUUCCCCAAAAAACUGCCCCCUCGUCACAAAAAGAAGAAGAAAAAGCAUGGUUCAGACAGCACCUCUAAUGACGACGAUGUCCUGAAAGAGAAAUCCAACAGCAAAGGCCAGACUGUGGCGUCCUCCAUGGGCUUUGGGAAGGACAUCAAAGACCUCCCCAAGGCUGCCAUAAAGAUCCUCAGCAACAUGACUUUCCUGUUCGUGAGCCUGUCCUACACAGCCGAGAGCGCCAUUGUCACUGCCUUCAUCACCUUCAUUCCCAAGUUCAUCGAGUCUCAGUUUGGAAUCCCUGCCUCCAACGCCAGCAUAUACACUGGCGUCAUUAUCGUGCCCAGUGCAGGGGUGGGCAUUGUACUGGGUGGCUACAUCAUUAAGAAACUCAAGCUCGGAGCUCGUGAGUCCGCCAAGCUUGCCAUGAUCUGCAGCGGGGUGUCUCUUCUGUGCUUCUCCACGCUCUUCAUCGUGGGCUGUGAGAGUAUAAACCUGGGCGGGAUCAAUAUCCCUUAUACCACAGGGCCGACCCUCACUCUGACCCACAGAAACCUGACGGGAGGCUGUAAUGUGAACUGUGGCUGUCGGAUCAAUGAGUACGCUCCUGUUUGUGGCUCAGAUGGCAUCACAUAUUUCAACCCCUGCCUGGCGGGAUGCAGCACUGUCGGCAACGACAGCACCGGGAUCAGAAACUACACAGACUGUGCGUGCGUGCAGAGCAGACAGGUCAUCACUCCACCCACCAGCGGCCAAGGCAACCAGCUGCAACUGGUCAUAGUGAAGACCUACCUGAACGAGAACGGAUUCGCUGUGUCAGGGAAGUGUGAUCGCACCUGCAACACGCUCAUCCCCUUCCUCAUCUUCCUCUUCAUCGUUACUCUCAUCACAGCUUGCGCACAGCCCUCUGCCAUUAUCGUCACUCUCAGGUCAGUAGAAGAGCAAGAACGACCGUUUGCUUUAGGAAUGCAGUUUGUGCUACUAAGAACUCUGGCCUACAUUCCCACACCAAUCUACUUUGGCGCGGUGAUUGACACCACCUGCAUGCUCUGGCAGCAGGACUGUGGCGUUCACGGCUCGUGCUGGGAGUACGAUGUCACUUCCUUCCGCUUCGUGUACUUCGGCCUGGCCGCCAGCCUCAAGUUUGUGGGCUUUGUGUUCAUUUUCCUCACCUGGUAUUCGAUUAAAUACAAAGAGGAUCGUCUGGAGCGCUGGCAGCGGCAUCUGCCUCCUCUGGGCACUGUCAGCGAGCUUAUCUGCCACGCGGGAGGCCACAAGAGCCACGCUCGUACCCGCUCCUGCCCCGUUUUCACACCCCGUCCCGAGCCCCCCGACCAGCCCCCGCUCAACCGCGGACACUGCAGCCAGAGCUGCCCCGGAAACACCCUCAAAGCAAUAACCCCACCUGCCCGCUCGCUGCAAGAAAUGCACAUUUGAGGAACGUGAGCCCUGACAUCUGCCUCCACGUGCCUUCCUGUCAGGUGUCCUCCUCCAUGACAAGACAGCGUGCGACUUUCAGGGGCUUUCAGGGGCUUGCUGCGCUCACCGAUCUCAGUGUCACCAGUACAAACUUUGAGUAGUAUUUGCUGUCGAAGCGUUUGGAAGACAACUCAUGGUGCUAAAUGAGGAACAGAGAGGACAUUUCUCUGUAUCCAAUCUUGGAUUCCAAGAUUAUUAUAUCAAAGACGUAACACAAGCACAAGUGGAUAUCAGUACUAUGCAACGCAUACCGCAUUAAAGCCUCCAGGCUGCCGCUUUCUACUGUGUGAUCAUAAUUCAACAUCUCACAGAGAACAUCUCACAUGGUCUUUCUGAACAAAUCGGUGAAGAAAGUCACUUCAAAAUGGUGUUAAGAACUCCCUUCUGGUUAGUUUGGAGGCAUCAAUGGGAUUCGGAUGGUAUUCAAGGAGCUGUAUGAGAACAUUCAGCCUCCUCCAGACAGAUCACAUGGUCCUGUAUGUAAAUUCAGUGCCUCAGAGUGCCCGUCAGCAGUGAGAUCUGCUGGCACUGAGCACUGAGUGGACUGCUAAAAUGCGUUUGGAGAAGGACUUUGAAGCCUUGUCUUCUCGUUCUUCAUCUUCAGAAUCAUUCUGUCUGUUCAGUGAUUGACUGUCAAAUGGUGAUAUGUGUUUAGAUGCAUACUGUUGGAUCAGAUGUUUGUUCAGUGGUUCAGUAUCAGGCCUUGAAGAAGUCAGAUCAAUUUGAUGGAUUUUUUUUGGCGAAUCCAUAUUCAAACCAGUUUUUUUUUUGUAAGUGUGAACAGCAGAAAACACAUGAAACCUGAUGUUUACAAACCCGAUCCAAAUCAUAUCCAUAUCUGGUUUGAAAUCAGAUUUUUUUUUUUCUCUCAGUCUAAAUGACAAACCAGACAUGUCAAUAUUACUCUCUCUUUCCUUAUAUACACUCUAAAAAAUAGUUCUUUAUUGGCAUCUAUGAUUCCAUGAAGAACCUUUAACAUCCAUGGAUGCUUUCCCUUGUUCUUUCAAAGUGGAAAAAAUGUCCUUCAGAAGGUUCUUUUGGGAGCCCAAAAUGGAUCUUCUAUGGCAUCACUUCGAAAACCAAAAAAGUCAGUGCUUUCUGACACGGUAUGGGUUCCUAAAUGUCUCAUUUGGUCUAAAGCUUAAGUGAUGUCAUGAUAGAUAUGAACCAAGACUAAACUUUUAAUUUUUUGUCCUCUUGUUCACUCCAAGAAUGAUAACUAUGAAGUUAACUAUAACAAUAUUAGUGUCCAUACCAAUGGACAAAAACAUUCUGUUUGUUAUAUGAGGUGGAUUUUGAUUUAAAAAAAAAAAAUCAUUCUGAAAUUGAUUCCAGCGAUGUUUCUUUUUGUCAUUACCAUUGUGGUGUGACUUCCCUGUUUUCACAGAAUAAAAACAUUUAUUAAAACUUUAUAGUUACCAUGCUUUGUGUGAACAGCCCUUUACACUCAGUUGUUCUAUGAGAAAGUCUCUUGGCAUCAUGUUGAUACACAUCAGAUUUCAUCACCGGUUCGAUCACAAAAAUGUAAUUCCUAAAAGACUGGUUAAAAACCAAAUCGGAUUUGUGUGUAGUGUGAACACAGCGAUUCAAAUCCAGAUUCAGGAUUCAGUCGACCGCUCAUGCUGCUGCUGUUGCAUCCAAAUACCUGAGCAUGUCCGAGCAGCUUUAGCGAUGGCGUUGGUAAAGCCAUAGCAUAAUGAGAAUGGAUUCUCCGCUUUGGUUUUUGGAGCUGUUGAUGUAUAUGAGCAUGUGCUUCGGCUACAGCCUGAUCCUCAAGCACUGGCUCUAUUCUUAUGCACCAUGUAUAAUUAAACUUCUGCCUAAUAAUAUGCAAACCUCAGAUUUUCAGUACUCUGUCAUGGGUUUAUGAAGCUAGUUUGGCAGUUCAUUAGAUGUAGUCCAGUUACUUUUGAUCAGUACACAGUACAAAUUCAUGAGGUUUUUUAGCCAUGUGGUUUACAUAGGCAUAUUUGGUGCAGUUAUGAUUAAUGAGGGACUAACUUGGUAGUUAGAUACUUAGCAUGCUAACAACAAAACCCAGCUUAAUCAAUGAAAAAAUGGAGACCAUGCUGUAUUAACUCCAUAUCUCUACUUUCAAAUGAUUUUGUAAGCUGUACUGUAUUAUGACUGCAAUUUCCGAACCACAAUAUGAGUACAUACUUUUUCCAGACCUCUUAUUGUCAGUGUUUUUCAUAGAAGAUGAUGUUGAAGAGGUAUUUCAGAUGCUAACUUCAGUAUUAGAAUGACUUUUAAAAAUUGAGGUGUAAGAAGUAAAAUAAAGCCCUUAUUGAAAUGACUUUUUUCCAUGUUUGUGAACUAUAAGCUGUACCGUGGUGAAAGUCUGACAUUUUUACAAUAAUCAGGAGCUCCCCAUUAGUGUGACCUACAAUGUGAGCUGCUCAAAAUCAGUCUGAUGGAAUCGGUUAUGUAGUGGCUGCAAGACAGCCUCAAAUUAAUGAAGGAUCUGGAAAUAGAGAAAAGGUAAAAAAACGAAUUUCAACAUGAGCACAUAAAGGAAACAGACAAAUGCAAAAAUUACAAAAGCCCUGAAGAUAAAUAUUAUUUACGUAAUAAAAAAAGUAUAUAUAUAUAUAUAUACUUUUUUUGUUGCCAAUUUCAAAUUUUCCCAUACUUGAGGUGCCUUGGCAGAGCAACACAGCAUGCAGUGUUAAAUAAGACCACUCACACAGGUAUCAGUUAACUCUUUUUAUUAUUAUUAAUUUGAUUUUAUUUCGUGCCCAUAUUUGACUCAUUUGCACCUAAAACUCUUAAGUUAUUCCUUUAAAAGAUCAGCUCACAUUUGAUGUCAAAUGAAUGUGUUGGAGUCUACUUUUGCUAUCAGCAGGGCUGAUUUCAGAUCAGUGUAAAGGCUAGCUGUGUUUGUCUAUCUUCAGUACUCAUGGACACAUGUGAACUAUUCAUUUACUUUAAUUCUGUCUUGGUUCAAUACAUGUAUUUAUUGAAAUAAAAGAAUUUAGAAAGAAGUGGCAAUGAAGACGAUGUAUCAUGUGUGAAGUUGUUUUGAGUUCAUGUCAUUAAAAACAACCAAAUGGUUUAA
This is a messenger RNA of Onychostoma macrolepis, 6074 nucleotides long. RefSeq names its product solute carrier organic anion transporter family member 5A1. Gene Ontology annotation, biological process: transmembrane transport; sodium-independent organic anion transport. Gene Ontology annotation, cellular component: membrane. The coding region runs from base 401 to 2974 and encodes 857 amino acids. The transcript has 10 exons. Lineage: Eukaryota; Metazoa; Chordata; Actinopteri; Cypriniformes; Cyprinidae. The record is from RefSeq and is a predicted model, not a curated record. Gene Ontology annotation, molecular function: protein binding.